Messenger RNA from Xyrauchen texanus (razorback sucker), 2178 nucleotides. RefSeq names its product immunoglobulin superfamily DCC subclass member 3-like. The transcript has 14 exons. The coding region runs from base 1 to 2178 and encodes 725 amino acids. Gene Ontology annotation, cellular component: axon; plasma membrane. Gene Ontology annotation, biological process: axon guidance; cell-cell adhesion. NCBI's taxonomy places the organism in Eukaryota, Metazoa, Chordata, Actinopteri, Cypriniformes, Catostomidae. Gene Ontology annotation, molecular function: protein binding. The record is from RefSeq and is a predicted model, not a curated record.
AUGAAGCCACGGAUUCUACUGACCUUCCUGACGUUUAUUGGUCCAUGUUUGUGUAGUGGCUCUGAGCUGGCUUUCCUUACAGAACCCAGUGAUGUGAUUGCAGUACGGGACAGACCUCUGAUGUUGGACUGCAGGGUUGAAGGCGAAGGCCCCAUCACAGUGACGUGGCAUAGGAAUGGAGUGCCAGUUCUUCCAGGGAUAGGCAGCCGGGCAAAGAUCCUAUCCAAUGGCACACUACUGAUUCGCAGCUUCCAAAAGAGACGGGAUGGAGAUGCUACUGAUGCCGGAGAGUACUACUGCGCAGCACAGAAUCACUACGGCAUGCUGGUCAGCCGCAAGGCCCGUGUGCAGCUUGCAUCGCUCCCUAAAUUCCACACUCACCCAGAGUCAAUGUCAGUAGAUGAGGGAGGUGUUGCACGUUUCCAAUGCCAGGUCAAUGGUAUUCCUGAGGCCAACAUCACUUGGGAGAAGGACCGUGUUGUGCUUGGAACAUUUGACGAAAGGUACACACUCCUCCCAAUGGGUAUUCUGCAGAUUACAGGAGUUAAGAAAGCAGAUGCUGGGGUUUAUCGCUGUGUGGCCACCAACAUAGCCAACACACGAUAUAGCCAUGAAGCAUAUCUCAACGUUAUUGGAGGUGCCCCUCGCACCUACAAGGAGCCAGUCAUCCUGUCUGGCCCACAGAACCUCACCAUCACCGUUCAUCAGACCGCCAUCCUAGAGUGUAUUGCCACAGGAAACCCUCGGCCGAUUGUGUCUUGGAGUAGACUUGAUGGCAGAUCUAUUGGAGUGGAGGGCAUUCAGGUGCUUGGCACAGGGAACCUGAUGAUCUCGGAUGUCUCCCUACAACACUCUGGAGUGUAUGUGUGUGCUGCCAACCGGCCUGGUACCAGGAUGAGGCGUACCGCAUUGGGCAGGCUUGUAGUGCAAGCUCCUCCAGAGUUCAUUCAAUGGCCGCAGUCUAUCUCUAAGCCAGCAGGGGGCAGUGCUGUGUUCACAUGUGUCGCUCAGGGAGUUCCCGAACCUCAUAUCAUUUGGCUGAAGAAUGGAAAGAUACUCACACCCGGAGAUAACGUGAAACUCACAAACAAUAACAGCACCCUGGCAGUGACUCGUAUCACAUCAGAGGAUGAGGCCAUAUACCAGUGCAUAGCUGAAAACUCUGCUGGUACUAACCAGGCCAGUGCUCGUCUGGCUGUGUCUCUGGCCAAAGAGCUGCCUGAUUCCCCUCAGGGUCUGAAAGCCACAACUCUGUCUAAAACCACCCUGCAGCUCUCCUGGACCCAGCCACCUGCUGAAAUCACAGAUGGUAUCAUAGGAUAUGUGCUGCACAUCCGCAAGUAUGGCGAGCCUGAAAGUAAAGAGCUGCAGGAGGCAGUAAGUAAGACAACAUUCCAGCAUGACCUCACUAACCUUGAACCAGCCACCAUCUACUCCAUCUACCUGAAGGCCUACUCUCCUCUGGGUGCCAGUGAAAAGUCUAGCACUGUCGUUGCUACAACACUAGGGGGCGUGCCCAAUCCACCUACAUUCUUCACCAAAGCAGUGAAUGCCACAGCAAUCCAGGUUCUAUGGGAGCUACCCAAUAAACCUGGCAAAACAGAAGGUUUCCGAUUGUCCUACUGCAGGGUCCCCCACGGAGACAUCCAGGGGCCGAUUCAGCUGCCAUGCCAUGUCAAUGCUUACACCAUCUCUCAUCUUGACCCUGGAGCUGUGUACGAAGUCAAACUGGUGGCCUUCAAUGGCAAUGGAGAGAGUGACUGUUCUAAGAAACUAGUGUCACUGGCUGAAGAUGGAAAGAGUGCUAAAACCAGUGCAGGAGAGGAGACUCAGUGUAACUGCAGGGGUGUUGAGAGUUCGUUGAACAGCAUUGUGGUUGGCAUCCACAUUGGCAUGGCUUGCAUCAUUUUCUGCAUGCUUUUCCUCAUGUUUGGAUACCGGCGCAGCUUCCUUUGCAGAAAGGGGACUCAGGAAAGCUGGUCUGUGCCACAGGGCGAAGAUGGAGGGCAACACACUCAGAGCAACAGCAUCCCUAAAGAGGGACUAACACACCCUGCUCAAGGCAUUGAAUUAGUGCCACAGGGUAACAACACAGAUCAUCAGACACAGUGCCAGGUUCUAAUUGAGCAGCACUCGUCCAGUCUGCCAGGCACAGGCACAGGCACAGGCACUGGAUAG